Periophthalmus magnuspinnatus is the source of this 4016-nucleotide messenger RNA. RefSeq names its product double C2-like domains, delta (gene doc2g). The transcript is spliced from 11 exons. The record is from RefSeq and is a predicted model, not a curated record. The coding region runs from base 195 to 1457 and encodes 420 amino acids. Gene Ontology annotation, cellular component: membrane. NCBI's taxonomy places the organism in Eukaryota, Metazoa, Chordata, Actinopteri, Gobiiformes, Gobiidae.
GCGGGAGAGGAGUGCAGGCGAUGAACAGACACAGAAAGAGGGGCAGAGAGAGAGCGAGAGUACAGCGGCGGGAGAUAUUGACUCCAAGCUGGUCUGCAUGCUCCUCAGUGUGUGGAAAUCGGAGGACGUGAGAGCGGGCGAGAUGCACGACUGGCACAGAUGAAGACUGUCUCAGGCCGCGCUCCAGUGUCCACAUGAGUGUUUCCAAAGCUCCUCCACACCCCCCCACCUCCCACCUGGCCCUGCCCCCCUCCUCGUCCUCAUCGUCAGCACCCUCCUCCUCCGCCACCUCUCCCUCAGUGGCCGCGCCCCCGCCUUCGCCCGUGAAGAUCUCUAUGCAGGAGCACUUUGCCAUCAACGUGUGCCCAGGGCCCAUCCUUCCCAUCCCGCAGAUCUCAGACUUUUUCCCUCGAUUCCACGACUACCCCUGCACCCCCCCACCUCCCCGGGAGAAGAAGAUCCUGAAGGAAGAGACUUUCAAUGGUGUGACCGGAGGGUUCAAGGAUGGAGAGAGAAGAGCAGAGAAUGAAGGCGACAAGGAGGAAGUGUUUGACUCUGAUGAUGAGGACACAUACUUGGGAACUUUGGAGUUCACCCUACUCUUUGAUCAAGACAACAACUGUCUUCACUGUACAAUUCACAAAGCAAAGGGACUGAAAGCCAUGGAUUCCAACGGGCUGGCCGAUCCAUACGUCAAGCUUCAUCUUCUCCCAGGGGCUAGCAAGGCAAACAAGCUUCGCACAAAAACCUUGAAGAACACUCUGAAUCCAAUCUGGAAUGAAACUCUGGUGUAUCAUGGCAUCACCGCAGCCGACAUGACCACCAAAACGCUCAGGCUCUGCGUCUGUGAUAUGGACAGGCUCGGACGAAAUGAAUUCAUUGGGGAAGUGCGGGUUGCUCUGAAGAAGCUGAAGGAGGGCGAGAGCAAGCGCUACAACAUGGGCUUGGAGAGAAUUGCACAGAAUAAAGAAAGCAACAAUCAAACUGUGGAACAGGGAGCGGAGGAGGAAGAGCGUGGCCGCAUCCUGGUGUCGCUCUGCUAUAACACAGAGAAGGGCUGUCUACUGGUGGGGAUCAUACGCUGUGCCCAUCUGGCCGCCAUGGACUCCAACGGAUACUCCGACCCCUUUGUCAAAAUCAUCUUGCAGCCAGAUAUGGGGAAAAAGUCAAAGUACAAAACAUCGGUGAAGAAGAAAACGCUCAACCCAGAGUUCAACGAGGAGUUUUCGUAUGAAGUGUCCCUGGACCAGCUGGCAAAGAAAACCCUGGAGAUCAGUGUGUGGGACUACGAUUUGGGAAUGAGCAACGACUUCAUCGGCGGAGUGGAACUGGGGAUCAAUGCAAGUGGACAGAGACUCAGACACUGGUUCGACUGUCUGAAAAACAAAGGGAAGAAAGUGGAAUACUGGCACACACUGACGCAGCAAGGAGCCCCCAGCAAUGACAAACCGGACUAGAUAACGCAAAGAAAAACCCACACAGAUGCACACAUUGACAUAUGUCCUGACUAAAAGAUGACUGAAAGCUCUGACCAGGCACGGCAGAAACUGCAGCAAAACUAAAACAUGCAAUAAUGGUGGAUAUACAAGUUGUCAUUUAUUGUUAUGCGUACUGGACCAAGUAUUAGUAUAUGGUAUUGAUACUAAUCUUAGUCUUAGUGGUAAGAUAUAAUCUGAAUAUAUUUUUAAAGGUAAACAAAAUCGUGACAAUGUCCCCGUGAGAAAUUCACACGAGAUUGUGUAUAGUGGAUGUCGCUCAUAACUCUGCCAUUCUUCACCCAAUGAAGAACUCUGCAAAACCAGUUCUCAAAGUGAAUUUGGGCCAAGCAUGUGUGCAUCCCCAUACUCCAUGAUGUGGUCUAUAAGAUACAGUAUGCGUAUAGGGUACAUUUGAGAUAUUUAGUGGUUGUUGACUUGAUGCAAACAACACCAUUAUAAAGCACAAAAAAUCCAUUUUGUGGAUUUGUACCUUUACCUGUCUCAGUAUUCUUGUUCUUAUGUCUUUCAUUGUCUUUAAGUGACAGUGGCUUUCUAGACAUCCUCAUGUGUGUGUGUUGACGUUUCUAUGUGUAUGCGCACAAUGGACUUUUAGCAAAUAUGAGUGCCUACAUUGUCUGUGUAGUUUUGUCUGUUUGGAUUCACAUCGGCUCCAUUUGGAAACAUCAUGUGUCCAUCUUUGGAGAAAGGCACAAAGGUGUGAGGGAAUAACAAAGGACAAGACAGACAAACAUUAAAGUCCCUUUGCCGUCAACACAACCCUGUGGUCCUAGUGCUGAUGUUGGGAAACACUGACAAGCUGUCCAUCAUCUGUAUCAGACUUUUGUCCAUACCCAAGCAGAUUCAAAAUAGCAUCCACCUUUAUGAAUAACUCACCAGUGUUUUUGACCUGAGAAUAUAAAUAAUGAACAUUGCUUUUCAACAAUCAACGUUGGUUUGCCCUAAAUUUUGUAAAAUGCAUGUAGAGAUUGAAGUUUAUUAAAUACUAGUAAUUUACUCAAGUAGACCUUUUGAACAGACAUACAUUUAGUGCAUACAACCUGUAGAAAUAUUGACUUUUUGCAGAUUUCAAGCAUUUUAAUCCACAUCUGUUUGCAUGUGCAGUUUUAGUCCUCUAUUCUACCCUGACGGUCACAUAUAAACCUGUAAAUUAUUCCUCUGGGGAAAUAUCACCUAGAUUAAUUUGAAAGAUAGCCUUUUGAUUGGAUAAUAAUCAUCUGUAUCCAGCCUUAGAUACUCUCCUGGGAAAGCGGGUGUGGAAAAUUAACAUGAGCUAUCAGUGGGAGCCAUUGUUGUGAUCAAUGUUCCACUCGCUCCAUUAUUUCUGACCUAUUAACAUCAAUGUGUGUGGCUUAUAUUUCAUGGUCUGGACAGAAGGCAAGAGUAGUGGCGGGGCGAGAGACAUUGGCAAGAUCAUGUCUGCAAAUCACUUGGAACAGACAAGAAAGGUGUAGCCUGGAGAAAGAUAACCCCUGCAAUGCAACUCCAGGAGGUAAAGACAAAAUCCACAUAUUAGCCAGCAGGGAGCACUGGGUAAUCACAGGUCAGACUAUUUCAUUAUGUGAUGUCUUAUUCCAUUUCGUUUGUCACUACUGCUUGGCCUGGGUAACAGAAAGGGCAUGUUAUUUCACAAUUUUGAACCAAUCAGUUACUCAUAUUUUGGAGUCUUGGAGUCCUUCUAACACUGUAAAUGUGUUGUUAAUUAAGCAGAAAACUGUAUCCCCUAUGUGUUAAGAGUAUACAAGGGCUUAUGUAAAAAUAGCUCAUAACACAUUCCUUAUUCAAGGCUUGGAUUCUGCUUUCUCUAUGCACAUCUAAACUCCGAGCACGUCAGCAAUGAGAUAAUCAAACCAAAACAGCAACCAGUUAUCAGUGCAUCAGCAGCACAUUUAGGGGAAUAAUUUAGCUGUUCUGGUUCGGACUGGGCGACAGUGAUUAAAUUGAGCUCAUAUUUCUGCUCAGAGUGUCGUCUAUUUCUGUCUCUGGGCUCUGCUGGAUUUGUGGAUUUGUUUACAGACACCAAAUAUUUCAGGCUCUUGUCUAUUAGCCCCGCUUUGCUUAUGUAAUCUUUUUAUCUGCAAAUACAGCCACAUGUUUUGCAAUCAUCAGGAGCUGUUGUAAAAGAGUGCAACCUUGGCUAAUCCAACAGAAUGCUCAUGUGUUUACACACUUACACAUUCUCUCUCCUGCUGCUGCUGCUGCUGUGUAAUGGACUACAUCAGUUACUACAAUGAAUCAGGGUAUUUACUUCUCUGCUUGAGCCUACAGAGUGAGCUACUGCUUUAACAACCUUUUCCUAUGGUCACAGAAGUUGACACUUGUCUUUCUUAAACUGGUAUUGAUCAUUAGUGGCAAUGUAGAAGGUCAACGAUGCAGAAAAUGAAUACAUGAGAAGUUAUCAUUACAGUUUGUGUAUUCACUGUUGGUCAAUCACACAGCAUGGCUGCCAUCAUGUGGCCAGUUUGUGUAGUACUUUGCAAAAUAAAUCAAGUUGUUUCUGUGUUUUUGGACUUUCUUUCA